Molecule: messenger RNA, 2411 nt
Organism: Topomyia yanbarensis
Lineage: Eukaryota; Metazoa; Arthropoda; Insecta; Diptera; Culicidae
Product: solute carrier family 66 member 3
Exons: 4
Coding region: 359-997 (212 amino acids)
Source: RefSeq, a predicted model, not a curated record
UCACUUACCGCUAGAGGCAAUAUUUUUCUUUGCAUCUUCCCUGAGGUGUCCAUGAAAAAUAUUACUUCAUGCGAAACUGAUAUAAUUAGACGACAGAAACCCGGCGAGGUGUGUCAUUUGAAAUUAAACCGCAGGCUGUACUGAGUGUGUAAAUUUUGCAAAUGCAAUUCGUGUCUAUACUAGGUAUCAAAACUAAACACAAAGUUUGAUUCAUAUCAUUUUAGCCACAAGUUGUUUUGAAACUGACCCAGUGACAAUGAUGGGAUAACAAGUAGUAAAAUCUGACAAACCUAAGCAAUAAAGUGUUCCAGAACAGAUUGAAAUUCAGAAACCCUUAUAUAACAACUAAAGAACAAAAAUGGAUCUGUUAGACGAUCGAGGUAUCCUGUACAUAAUAGCGGAUUUGCUUUCGCUCUUCACGGUUGCUUCCUGUUUGUUCUGCAAGGUGCCGCAAAUUCAAACCGUACGGAAGCUGCACUCCGCUACGGGACUAUCAUUAAGUGCGUUGCUAAUGGAGCUUUGCAGCUACACGGUGACGAUGCUGUACAACUUCACCAAUCGGUAUGCCCUUCUGUCAUACAUGGAGUAUCCUGUUCUACUAAUUCAGGAAUACGUGUUGGUGUAUGUAGUACUCAAAUAUAAAAACCUUUUGAACCAGACGUCUUAUAUUUGGUCCGCAGUUUAUUUGGUGGUGUUUGUCGGAUUUGCCACCGAAAUUAUUCCUGGGAGUUUGCUGAUGAUGCUUGUGCCGUUCACGACACCAGUUGGCGCUACCAGCAAAGUCAUGCAGCUUGUAGCCAUACUACGAACGAAAGAUUCUCAAUCAGUUAGCUUGAUAACCUGGGGCAUUUCCGCAGUUACUAAUUCAACUCGCAUUUACACCAUCCUACUCGACUCCGGCGACAAAAUGUUGCUGGCCAAUUUUGGAAUAUCUUCUGUUCUAAGCGCAUCGGUACUGCUAGCGGCUUGGUACUACAAGAAACCAAAACAGGAAUAAUACGAGCGGCGGUGUGGUGAUGUAACCUACAUCCACUGGUUUCCAAUUGCGAUUGCUCGUUUCAAAUAACAACAGUCACACUAAUUUUAUGUGUAAACGCCUAUAACGAGGCAGUAGCAUCAAUAAGACUACUAAUCUAGUCUGCACAUAGCAAGGAAUGUCAUAACAUAUUCUGCACAAGCUUUUUAUCCAAUAAUUUAGCUAAUUUGUUAGCUUUAGCAAACGAAAAAAGACAAAUAAAAGGAUGCUUUUUAAAUACGUAUAACGUAGCAAAGCAACUGUUUGUAUGCGCCCUGGUCUGGCAACAUAACCUGGCAAUUUGUCCAGUAUUGUAAGAAUCGGUUGUAAAAUCUGUCGAAAUAGAAGGUCCAUGAAUCGUCACGCUGAAGUUUUUCGACCGUACUACUUUCGAAAAUGCACGGAACCCAUGCUGCCAUCACAAAUUUUUCAGGAAUUGGACUUUGUAUUAGUAUAGGGGUGGGUUUAUUAUAAGGAGCUCCAUUCAACAAUGUUUCGAUUGCAAUACAGUGUAAAACGAAUAUUGCUUACCUUUUCUUUUGUAUUGAUACAUUCAUUAUUAAACAUGGUAAUAUUUACCUCCUCCAUCCUUUUGUGGAUACCAAUGAUUUUUUUUUCAAUGUGGAUGUUUUAUGUCUUAGCUUGUCUUCCCUUUUUUCACUACCUCAUCUUCACCGUUUGGUUCCUCUAAAGAACAAUAUAAUUACGAUAUUUAAUAUUUCCUCAAUUAUCGACAGCACACUUCCAAUCAUACUUCAACUGGCGCAUAUUUUCAAUUUUCAUUUUCAGUUGUCAUCUUUUGGCCACAGGGAUACCCUUAAAUUGUUUUGAGAUGCCAAGCUCGUUCCAACUUUGCUGAUUUCGUGUUGUACUCCAAUCGCAGCUGAAAGAAAAACUCAGCUCAAACUGAUGCCGAGUUUCUUCAGAGUGAACUGGAGAGCUUUAGAGCGUGCUGUCAUCUAAACAAAAUAGUUUUAAACCAGAGUAAAUGCUCAAUCGUUACGUUCACGCGGAAACGUCAUCCGACUCAGUUGAACUAUCAUUUCGUCGUGGAUAAGGCAUCAAGACAGCUUGGUUUCAUCUUCCAAAUAGCGAUAAACUUUAGAAAACCCACACCCUGGCAGACGUUCAUCCGCCCAUCUAGACUCUGUCAAGAUGAGGACCUACAAAGCAUUACCGUUCGUAUGUGCUAGUUCGUAUAGCACACCAGUUUCUUCCACAAGCAGGCGCCGGCUGUUAACCAGUCCCACACGUUUCAGAUACAUUACAUAGAGGAUAAUCGGAGGCAGAAAAGGAAGUGAUAGUAGAGAGAUUUUGGUUUGCUGAAACGAGACAAGAAAAGCAAAAGAAUUGUUAUUAGUAUCGUAGUUAUAAUAAAUGAGUAAACGAUUUCUCA